This is a messenger RNA of Suricata suricatta (meerkat), 3784 nucleotides long. RefSeq names its product zinc finger protein 470. The transcript has 5 exons. The record is from RefSeq and is a predicted model, not a curated record. Lineage: Eukaryota; Metazoa; Chordata; Mammalia; Carnivora; Herpestidae. Gene Ontology annotation, molecular function: DNA-binding transcription repressor activity, RNA polymerase II-specific. Gene Ontology annotation, biological process: negative regulation of transcription by RNA polymerase II; regulation of immune system process; regulation of cytokine production. Bases 1501 to 3594 code for a protein of 697 amino acids.
GGUAAAGCACGUCUCAUGAGGAGCCACGCAGAGGAGGCGGCGAUGGGAGGCGAACUUCUUAAAGCCAUGCCCCUGUAGCAGUGGGGUCUACAGAAGUCGGAGACCCUGAAGGAGGAGAAAUGCUCUGUGAUCGGAGCAGCUGUGUCGGCCAGAGGGUGGAGUGAAGUCUUACUGUGGUGUUUUCCUGCUUCUGUUCCGUCCCUGCUUGGCUCCAGGGGUGGGUGCCGUCGGGGGAGCUGCCCACUUGAGUGGAACAGAUACGCCCCAGUUAUCCGGCCAGAGGACUGCAAAGGGGAACCCUGGGAAAUAAGAACUACUGGAGAAAGCCCAGAGAAGGAGCAGCUUUGGGAAUCAACACACAGAGUUGUUUCUGAGCUUUGGGCUCACCCUAGCCUGCUCAGGCGUGUCUGGCCCUGAUGAGUGUACCCCAGUCAACGAGAAGAGAACCACGGGAUAGACCGCCGGCCACCAAGCAGGGCACAUGUGGGACAGAGGCGACUACCACUUCAGAGGCUCUGGAAGUGGCGCCGGAACAAAAUACCCACAUUCUCCGUAUAAUUUAAACAAGACGUAGUUUCAUAACAUCCAGGAUGCCCAGGAUGCUAUCUAAAAUUACUCAGCUGAUGAAAAACCCAGAAUAUUUCAAUUCACAGGGGAAACGACCCUUACCACACGCUGGUAUUGAUGUGACCUAGAUGUUGGGAUUACCUGAUAAAGAUUUGAAAGCAGCUGUUGCAAUAAUGCUCCAACAAGUGAACUCUCUUGAAGCAAAUAGAUAGUCUCAGCAAAGAAAUAGAAGAUAUCAACCAGAAAUGAAAAAUAUAAUUACCAAAAUAAACUCUCUGGAUGGGCUGAGAGGCACGAUGGGGAGGCCAUGGGAAAGAGUGAGUGACCUUGAAGGUACAGAGAAACUGUCGGAUCUGAACAGUAGACACAAGAUUGAACAGAGCCUCGGGGCCCUGUGGGACAGCACCAGAAUGUUUAACAUUUGUAUCGUCGAAGCCCCAGAAAAGAAAAAGUAUAGAAAAAAAUGCAUGAAGAAAUAAUGGCUGAAAAAUUCCCAACUUUAGUGAAAGACAUAAAGCUGUGGAUCCAGGAAGCUCAGCAAACUCCAGCGUGAGAACUCAGAGUCCUCCUGCCCGGCAGCUCUGUCCUCACUGCUAGAAACCGCAGCUUUUCACCUUGAAAGAAGCCCGAGCAGGGUGAUGCCUGCCAUGUAGGGCAGCAGCAGUCUCACUUCGGUGGAUUUUCCGUCAGAAAUCAUGAAAAUCACGAGGAAGUAGACCAACUUUUAGGAAGUGCUCAAAGGAAAGACCUGUCAACCCAGCAUUGUAUGUCCGGCAAAAGCUAGCCUUCAAACCGGAAAGUGAGGAGUGUCUCAUAUGGAGGAUAACUAAGAUUCACUGGCGGGUUUCUCAGAGAACUGCAAAAGGAAGUUCUUCAGAAAGAAAUUAUACCAGAAGGGAGCUGGAACUUCAGGAAUGAAGAAAGUCAACAGAAAUGGAUUCCGUGACUUUCCUGGAUGUGGCCAUAGAUUUCUCCCAAGAUGAAUGGGAAUGGCUAGAUCUUGCUCAAAGGACUUUGUAUAAGAAAGUGAUGUUGGAGAACUACAGGAACCUGGCUUCCCUGGGUCUUUGCAUUUCUAAACCAGAUGUGAUCUCCUUAUUGGAGCGAGGGGAAGACCCCUGGAUGGUGAAGGGGGACGUGACAGGAGGCCUCUGCCCAGACGUGGAGUAUGUUUGGAUGACCCAGGAAUCCUCUCCAAAGCAGGAGAUUUAUGAAGGGAAGCUGUCUGAGGCAGUGAUGCUGGAAAGACUUCCGAGCUGUGACCUCACCUGUUCCACUGUAGGGGGAAACUUGAGAUGUGCAAACCUCUUUAAGAAGGAGCUGGUAAGUCAGAAGACACAUUUUAGUCAAGAGACAGUCACUCGUACUCUUAUUGAGAAAAGAGACCACUUUAACAAAUCUGGAACACUUUUCCAUCUGAAUAGAUUAUCUUAUGUAGAGCAGGCAUUUCCCAUUGAAGAGAGAAUAUAUAAUUUUGACACAGAUAAGAAAAGUUUAAAAACACAUUCGUUUGUCAAAAAACAUAAGCAAGUCUAUGGAGAAAAAAGACUUUUGAAAUGUAAUGACUGUGAGAAAACCUUCAGCAAAAUCUCAACCCUUACCCUUCAUCAAAGAAUUCACACCGGAGAGAAACCCUAUGAAUGUAUUGAGUGUGGGAAGGCCUUCAGCCAGAGUGCCCACCUUGCUCAGCACCAGAGAAUACACACGGGAGAGAAGCCCUUUGAAUGUAGUGAAUGUGGGAAAGCCUUCAGCCAGAGUGCUCACCUUAUUCAACACCAGAGAGUUCACACCGGGGAGAAGCCUUAUCAGUGUAAGCAGUGCACCAAAGCCUUCAGCCAGCUUGCACAUCUCGCUCAGCACCAGAGAGUUCAUACUGGAGAGAGACCCUAUGAGUGUGUGGAGUGUGGGAAGGCCUUUAGUGAUUGUUCAUCCCUAGCUCAUCAUCGAAGGAUUCACACUGGAAAACGACCGUACGAAUGUAUAGACUGUGGGAAAGCUUUCAGGCAGAAUGCUUCUCUGAUCCGUCAUCGGAGGUAUUAUCACACUGGAGAGAAACCGUUCGAUUGUAUCGAUUGUGGGAAGGCGUUCACCGAUCACAUAGGACUUAUUCAGCAUAAGAGAAUUCAUACUGGAGAGAGACCCUACAGAUGUAAUGUGUGUGGGAAGGCUUUUAGCCAUGGCUCUUCCCUGACUGUCCAUCAGAGAAUUCAUACAGGGGAGAAACCUUAUGAGUGUAAUAUCUGUGAGAAAGCCUUUGGCCAUCGGGGUUCACUUACUCUGCACCAGAGAGUCCAUACUGGAGAGAAACCCUACGAGUGUAAGCAGUGUGGGAAGGCUUUUCGGCAGAGCACACACCUCGCGCAUCAUCAGAGAAUUCAUACUGGAGAGAAGCCUUAUGAAUGUAAAGAGUGCAGCAAAACUUUUAGCCAGAAUGCGCACCUUGCACAACAUCAGAAAAUACACACGGGAGAGAAACCUUAUGAGUGUAAGGAAUGUGGUAAGGCUUUCAGUCAGAUCGCACACCUUGUUCAACACCAGAGAGUCCACACUGGUGAGAAGCCCUACGAGUGCGCUGAAUGUGGGAAGGCCUUCAGUGACGGCUCCUACCUCGUUCAGCAUCAGAGACUCCACACUGGCAGAAGACCGUAUGAAUGUCUUGAAUGUGGCAAGGCGUUCAGACAGAGGGCGUCCCUGAUCUGUCACCAAAGGUGUCAUACAGGCGAGAAGCCUUAUGAAUGUAACGUUUGUGGGAAAGCCUUUAGCCACCGGAAAUCCCUUACUCUACAUCAGCGAAUUCAUACAGGAGAGAAACCUUAUGAGUGUAAGGAAUGUAGCAAAGCCUUCAGCCAGAUUGCCCAUCUGACGUUACAUAAGAGAAUUCAUACUGGGGAGAGGCCCUAUGAGUGUAAGGACUGUGGGAAAGCCUUCAGGCAGGGUGUACAUCUGGCUCACCAUCAGCGAGUUCAUUCUGGAGAGCCAUCCUCGACUGUCCCCUUCCCCUCCCCCCCAUGCCACCAAGUCCUCUAGAUCCAGUCUUCUGGACGCCUCUAGAAUCUGUCCACUGUGUUCCCAUCUGCAUCCCAUUAUCGUAGUCCAAGCUGUAAACAUUUUGAUUUUUACUAGUGUUACAACCAUUUUCCCUCUAGCUCCCCUCAAGUGCAUUUUUAACACUGUAGCCAGCUUACUCUUUCAAAAAUAAAAAUCGGUAUUCAUGUUA